Messenger RNA from Crotalus tigris (Tiger rattlesnake), 11452 nucleotides. RefSeq names its product potassium inwardly rectifying channel subfamily J member 13 (gene KCNJ13). Gene Ontology annotation, biological process: potassium ion import across plasma membrane; regulation of monoatomic ion transmembrane transport. The record is from RefSeq and is a predicted model, not a curated record. NCBI's taxonomy places the organism in Eukaryota, Metazoa, Chordata, Lepidosauria, Squamata, Viperidae. Bases 10958 to 11317 code for a protein of 119 amino acids. The transcript is spliced from 2 exons. Gene Ontology annotation, cellular component: plasma membrane. Gene Ontology annotation, molecular function: inward rectifier potassium channel activity.
GGUUACCUGCUUAAGACAACCUAAGGCCUCUCCCAACCCACUGAGAUAUCUCAUGAAGCCCUGCAAGAUCACAGCGCCAGAACAUUUCACUCUCAGAGCGCAAAAAGCGUUUGCAAGCCAAUCAGUUACUGAAAGCGAAAAUGUCCUGCUCUCAAAUAAACCACAGUAGAGAGGAGACAGAUCUUUGCAAGGUGAGUCUAGCGCGGCAAGAGAAGCAAUUGUGGGGAGCUGGGGGAAAUAGGCAGGUUGAAUGUUGUAGUGCCUCUUUGGUCGUUCUUAAAGGUGAACGACUACCGUGGUGCUACAAGAUUCGUAAUUUCAGGACUGGGUCAUAAAUACUUGGGGGGGUUAUCGCAUAACUUUGAAUGGUCACUAAAUGAACUAUCGUAACUCGAGGAUUACCUGUAUAAAGCUGUUUUGGGGAAAGCUUCAGUGCCAUCUUAUUCAGUUAAUCACAGUUCAUUAAAAUUAAAAAGAAAUUUGGAGUGAGCUUAUCAUACCUAUUAUUUAAAAAUAAGUAAAGCACUAGAUAGUAAGUCACACUGAAUUUACUGUAAAUUUCUUCUGAAUAAAAAUGGAUAUGACUGGAAUAUAUGACUCUUAAUUGUGUAGCAAUAUAAAUUUGUCCAUCAACAGUAUAGAAGCUUUAUAAAACAAAUACAGAAAAAUUGGCAUGGAUGACAUAAUUUUUCAAAAUCUAUUUAAUAAGAUUCAUAUAUAUUAUGCUGUGAGGCUCCUAAAAAAUAGGAGGCCAACAAUACUUCAGUGACUAGUUAAUUUUAAAUAUAUGAAUUUCAAUUUCUGUAAGCAUACAUGAAUUUUAUAUUCCAGGAAGUUCAUUUUAUUGGGCUUAGAUUCCUUGGCACGUGGUUGGUGUUUCACCAUGAUUUCCCAGGAUGAAAAGAAAAGAGAAAAAGAUCUGUGACUUUGCCUCAAACUAAUUGACUGGACUUCCUGAGGAGAAGGAGCAGUUAAAGGGCAUCUGCAUUCCAUGGUCUGACCCAAAGCCUGUGAUGGUGUUUAUGGAAAAGUUCAGAUACAACAAAGACAUCCAGCCAACAAAGUCUACAGCUAUGUAAUUUGAAGUUUUAAAAGGACCAACUUCAAAGUGCUGUAUUUUGGAAUACAAACCUUUGAGAACUUGUUUAUUGAAGGUUAAAAAAAACUAGGAUAGCAAAUAACUGUCAACAAUGUUUCUAUAAGAUAUAUAAACACCCAUACUGUUUUCCACUAUAGUAACAAGGAGGUGUUUCCUGAGAAGUCUCUUAAUUUAAAAUAAUAAAUGGCAUUGAUCCUAGGAAAUAUACGAACAGCAAAAAGCUGUGGAAGGUUUUUUUUAAUGGGAAAAUUAUACUAUAUAACUAUGAAUCCAUGCAUACAAUUAUAGUUACUGUAACUAUAAUUUCCAAAGUGCAUUCAACCACAUUUUAACAUAUAUGCCAGCUUGGAUCAUUUCUGUUCCUGAACAGAUAAUCACAACUUUUCAACUAUACAUGUUUUUCCAUAGAAUUAUGGGGAGUGGGGUUGUUCCAUAGUAUAAUCUAAUUCUACACAAGUUUUAUACCUUGCACAAUAGCCAAGCCGUACCAUAUAUACAGGUUAACAUUUCAUGGUAUCUCCCAAACUGGAUUAAAGAUAUUAGUGUAUGGAACUAAUUGUUAAGGACAUAUGCAAGGGAAAAAACAUAUUAUAUUGAAAAGUUAGGGAAGUAAAUCUGUUGUAGCUCCAUAUACUUGAAUGAAAACUAUCUCCUUGUCUUUGUAGCUACAAAAGCUAUUGUGCCUGUCUCAGUUUUAUAGUGCUAUGCCUCAACAUGUAUUAACACAUUUUCUACUAAUGAAAUAAAGAAUUAAUGAUUUAUAUUUUGUGGAUUUUUAAAGGAAAUACAUGAGAGAGAUUUUUGGUUUCUAAGUAGCAUUAUAUUGGUCUACAUUAAUAAUUUUCACAGCGGGUCUUCCGUAGUUUUACUGCAAACAAUCACAGUCUUUGUUUCUCAGAUCCUCUUAGGUCUGACGUUCGAUCAAAGUCCCUACAUCAGCAACUAACUAAAGAAAAAUGUGAAAUGCAUUACGAAACUACUGACAGAUAUACAAGUAGCUCUAGACUGAUAGGAGCCUCCUUGUAGCUAUUUCUUUACUAGUCACUAAUUAAUUAGACUUAACUAAUUCCAGAUACCACAAAUUCUAAAUACUACACAAAAGUAUCUCAACAAAUCAUGUAAAUGUUUCUAGAAAGUGGCCACUGUGGGCCUCAUCUGAGCUAUUUUUUUUUUACUAAUCAGAUUACUCCACACUAAUUCCACACAGUAUAAAGUCUGAAUGCCAUAGAUUUAUUCAUUGUAAAAUUGUGUUUCAUUUUGGUUAUCGCAAUUAUGUUUCAUCCUCAUAAUACUUUUCUAUUACAUCCAGUAAAGACAAUCUUAUGAGCAAAGUUGACUUAAGGGGCAAAAUAUAGAAUGAUUAGAUACUAGAUCUCGAAUCUUUGACUACAAACUAUUUAAAAGUAACAAAUCUAUAUCAAUCUACAAAUGAUAUGAUUUUAUAAGUCUAAGAUAAAGAUAAAGGACAUUUCCAGCUCCAAGCUAAAAAAAAACUAAAAGGAAGAAAGUGAAACGGAAAGUACAUCUUCACCUGUCUGUCUUUGUCUGGAAGAAAAUAUUUUUAGGAGUGUGAACUUUAUGAAUAGCACCUCAUGAAAAUGAAUGGAAAACAAUUCUGAGGAAUGUCAUUCCUUUGAACCAGCAAGUAAAGCUUUAAGUAAGAUUAUGCAAACUUAAAAGCCCCAUCCUGAUUAAGAGAAAAAAAUGCACCCCUUUCUCCAAGUAAGGUCUUGUGCAUUUCUCCACAGCAGCUAGGCUAUUGUUGGGUAAAGAAAGUUCUAACAAAUCAGCAUUCUUUUCCACAUGACCACAGCUAAUUGGCCCCCCUGCAGAUGAAAUGACCAAUCAAAUCAGCUUCAUAUGAAAACCAACCCCCCACAUUAUAUACUGUGGAAUGAGAUCUGUAAGCCCAUUCUGAACAAAUAUCCUUCCAAACUAGAAAAACGGGGUUUUUUUUCUUCCUUCCUUUUGGACCACUGUAUACAGACAGAUACAAGAUAGCUUGGUGCAUAUUCCAUAUUCAAGAUACCCACCUCUCCCUUUCCCUGCCAGACAGAUAAAAGCUACAAAUCACGGGUAAGUACAGAAUGCUAACAAAGCAUACAUUCUAUCAAGUUUUCCAAUUUUGAAUUUAAUUUUAACAAAAGUAAUUUAAUAAUUUCCUGAAUCAAAACCUAUAAAGAAAUAAAUUUUUCCUGCAAGUCAUGACUAUUGAUAGAAAUAUUAAGAUAAACAUAGCUUUCCAGUUCUACCAAAAUAUAAAGCAGAUUUUAGCUGGGCAGUUAUCAAAAUUGAUUGCUUGAAUUAAGUUGAUAUUAUACGAUAAAAUUGCCAGUGAAAUCUAUAGCCAAUGUGAGCAUUCUAUAGAUUCUAAGAAAUAAAGUUUAUAGCUCUUAAAUAAGAUAUAAACACAUACAAUUAUUUAACCAAUAUGUGACUGAAUAUUGGAAAUGUGAUUAUUUUCAGAAAAGCUAGAAUUUUAUAUAGUAUAGUCGUAUUUAAUAAUUAAAUUUCAAGGUCUUUUCAGUGAAUUUUACCUCCAAAGGAUUGGGAAUCUUUACAUUUUUAUUUGAAUUUCAAUAUCUCUUGAAGAAAUUAAUUUAGCACAAGAAUUUUCCCUAAAUCUUUGCUAUUUCUUUUAUUUUCAACAAUCAAUAAUAAUUUAAGUGACUUUGGAAGAUUUUUUUUUUUUUACCACAGAUUGUAUACAAAAAGGUGGAAGAUAUGAUUCAGAUUUAAAUUAAUUUUUGUUUGGCUAUCAAAUGAGUUCAUAUUAUUAAUGCCAUUCUGCUGAUACGAAACUUUAAAAAUAAAUCUUCAGAAUUUUACCAUUCAGUUCACACAGAUCAUCUAUAUAGAUCAUCUGUACAUCUUAAACCAUAUUAAUGUUUAAGGAACACUGAAUAUAUAUUAAACUUUCUAGCUCAGACAUAACAAUAACUUUCUAGAAGAUACAUAGUCAGAAUAAGACAAAUUAACAUUGCACAUAUUUUAAUUCUGCAUAGCAAUAUUUUCUGGAGGUAAAAAUUAGCCUCUGGAAUAAAAAAAAUUAAAAUUGGGUGAAGCUGUAUGUAAAGUUAUUCUAAAUCUGAUAGUAAAAGAUUGGUAUAACACUGGUUAUACUAUUGAAUUUGUAAAUUUGCUUACCUUUUUAUAUAAAAAGAGUAUUUUACAUUUUUAUCAGACUAGAAUAUUAGAAUGUGCAGACUACAUUUUCUCAGCUAUUUAGAAGAGAUUUUCUAAACAUAUGCAAAUAACUUAUUUUCUGCUUUACCAUUCUCAAAUGUCUAUUCAACACAACAAAUCAUCAAAAAGUUAAGACAAUGAAGAUUAUACCAUGUAAGACUAAUGUCAUCUGAAUGACAUUUAUAUUUUAAAUCUAUGCACUAAUAGAUUGCUGUCGAUUUGCACCAAGCUAGAUUAAUCCCAUCUCAGAAGAAGAAGCAGCUAGCUGAACCUGUCUGUGCUCUGAAGCUUAGUGACAUUGGUCCUAGUUAUUAUUAGAAUAGGGGAACACAAGGCUGUAGAAUGAACUGAAAUAUUGGAAAAACCUUUUGAGGAAUAAAGCACAGGCCAAUAUUAUUGGUAAAUUAAACCAGCAUUGAUUUAGUCUUAGGAACAAUUCAACUUUAAAAUGAACUUAUGCCUACAUCUACAUUAUCUGCCAUGGCUCUAUAAAUUACACGCACAAACACACACACAAACACACACACACACACAAAGAGAAAAUAAUUCAAAAUGUGAUAGAUAACCUUUAUUGUCAUUUUUUACUGUGGGCACACUGGCACACAUUAAAAAUGAAAUUAUGUUCCUUGCUCUCAAAAGUGUACACAUACACAACACACACAUAUUCUAUGACGAUCUCUAAGAAUUUGUGCAUGCCUGCUAAUUUCUGGUUUUAUUAAGCAGGAUUAUUUAACACAUGCACUAUUUAGUAACAGCUGAGCAACAUCAAGAAUAGUAGUGGGGGUGAUAAUGGGAGGGGACAGGACCCCUUGCUUACUCCCUGUAAGCCAUGUGUAAUAUCCGCAGGUUUUAUUAUGGAGUGGGUAGUGGAGGAGGGGGGGAAUGACAGUGCCAUAUAACACCGAAAAAAAUUGAUUUUAAGUGAAAAUGUGUAGUAUUAUGUAUUAUGUACAAUUUACAUAAUAGUAAUGCAAUUUAUAUUCAGAAUAAUAUGACAAGCAAUUAAUAAAUGGUAUUUAUAUAAUACCAUAUCCUUAGAAUUUUGCAGUAAAAUUCCAGUCCAAAGCUAUGAGUUUAACUACUCUCUAUAAAUAUGUUUUUUCCAAACAAUUUUAUUAAGAAUUAUACAUGUUACAAAUAAAAGUCAGUACAAAGUACAAAAAUUACAUACAAAAAAUGGAAGUAGGAAUUAAAAAGGGAGGGAGGAAAAAAGAAAAAAUCAUAGUCUCUAAAUAAAAUAUAAUUUCCCUUCGCCCAUAGCUCAAAUCUUAGGUAAAGAAAACAAAAUCAAAAUGCUACAUCAAUUUUUAUCAGCAAAAUUCGAAUAAGGGCAACCAGAUAUAACUCUAUUCUUCUUUUAACCGUGAUCGAACACUUAUAACUCUUCCUAGAUUUUUUUAAAGGUAUUCUUUGACCUCUUCAAGUAAUGAACAUUUCUGAAAGUAGAUUGCUACUUAUUUAUAUUUCAAAGCUUCACAACUUUAACAUAUUUCUCUUCAUCCAUAAGUAAAAGGUAUCCUUUUGUCACUUCUAUAAAGGGCCUUCCAAGUCUUAGCAGAAUCUUAGCCAGAGGAGAAAAAAUAUCCAAAUCAAUUUUGUGAUGUAUAUUUUCAUCUCCUGUAGGGAAUAGUCAUCCAUCAGAACUAGUUGUAUUACAUUUAAAUGCCUUUUAAAUUAGUUUCAUAAACAUCCAUUGCAGCUUGUUCUUGUUUUAUAACUCCAUAAGGAUAAGCUCUGUCAAUUUCAUCAAGUAUCUCAUCCAGUCUGUACAAAAAUCUGACUGAAAAAUAUUCAAAGUUUGCACUAAGGAUUUCUCCUUAUUUUUUGUUAAGAAUGAUGAAUUAAGAAUACAGUGUAAUAAUCUUCCAGUAACAGAUCGAAUAUCAUUUUCUUCAGAUCUGCCAACAAUAUUGUUGAUAAAUAAAUUCAUUAUAUAAGGUACGAUGUAAUAUUCUGGCAAGCACCUAAAUAUGAGAGUUAAGCUGGAAAUACUAUAAAUACUGAUAAUAUCAUUAAAGCAAUUAACAUUUUGAAGAUGGAAAAAUAGUUUGAGAGAUAAAAUGGGCUGUUAAUAUUAAAUGCUAAGGAAAACAUAAUUUCAUGCUAUGAAAAAUAUUUGCUUCACAAAACAGUAUAGCAUCUAAAUAAAAUUUAUUUUCAAAGCAACAAUUUAAGAAUAUUUUUAAAAUCAUAUUUUGUUAAUAGUUAAAUGAUGCAAACAUUUUGAAUACAUGCUUCGAACUAUUACAGAAGAGCAGCUGUAUUAUUUCUGUUAAAAUUCUGUGCUCUGGUUCUGAAUUAUCUAAGCCUGUUUAAAGUAUGAUCCAUUAUUCUUGCUUGUUUUCUGGACUCCGUUUUAACUACUAUACAUUAUAUGGUUUGUUAACAUAUCCUGUUUGUGUAUUUAUGCAAAAUUCAAGAUUGCUUACAAUUUCUCCCAAUUAAAGUAGAAGACAGAAUAGAAAACAGUUAAUGACAAGAGGUGGCAUUCAAUUAUUCUUUGUUGAAAUUCUUUUUUGUUUUAUUUAUAGAAUUAUAAAUGUUUAGCAUUUGGUUAUAUGUGAAAAUAUUCUUAAUGUUGAGCUUUUAACUAAAAAAAAAGUCAGAAGUGUAACAUCUGCUUCCAGCAGAUCAUAGCUUGAAUCAGAUCACUAGGCAUAAUGGGACUAUUGGAAACUGCCUUCCUUGCUUAGAACUCUACCUAUAGCCUCCUUAUCUAUGAAAAAGCUUCUCUAGUUUUGGAUGAUCCUGCUGAAUGGCACUUAUUGUACAGGUAACAAUGGGACAGUUGGGAGAAAAUUACUCAGUAUCGAAAAAUAGAGAAGGAAUAUGUAAUUUAAACAGUGAAGGAAAUACUCGAGGGGUUCCUAAGAAUCUAUAUUGGGAAUGACCCCUUAAUGUCUUUAGGAUAGUUUGUUUCUUCCUUGAAAACAUUAAAUUCAAAACUGGUAUACUGAAAAACAAAAACAACCUCCACUAUUAUAAGCAGGGCUUUUUUUGUCAUAGAAUGCCCAGAAUGGAGUUCCGGUACCUUUUUUGGAUGGAACCUUGUAGGGUAGGCAAGACAUGUGUGAGUUCCGGCACCUUUUUUUUUUUUUUACAAAAAAAGUACUGAUUAUAAGACAUGAUAUGAAUGGCUACCAUGUCAGCCAUUUUGUAAAAAGAAAAUGCAACCAUUUACACAAGUGCUUAUGGCCAAUUCUCAAAAUUUACAUAUGUCAAAAAGAUAGUGUUUGUGGACAUUGCUCAAUUAUACACAAUAAGAAACUGAAGAAUACUGUGAAGAAUGUCCAAACUUAAUGCAUAAUUUAAAAACUGGCAAUGUCAUUUAAAGUAAUAUGUAUAAGAAAACAAAGACAAAAAUCCCAGGUACAUAUCUAUUCCACAACCAAAAACUUGAGAUUAUGGUAGGAUAUUUCAAAGAAAGUAUCAACUGCCUGGCAAGUGAAAAUGAUGAAAAACAUUUGUCAAGGAUUUUUAGGAGAGGGAUAAAAAUAUCAGUUCUGUAACUCUAUACUAACAGAUGAAAUAUGAAAUAUUAUAUAGAAUUUUGAGAACUACUUCUCAAAUCAAAGUGGAAAAGUGCAGUUAAAAUCACUUAUCCCCUUAAAUUAAACUAGUGAAAUGACUGGAAGCUUUGGGUGAAAUCCAGUAGUGGAAUAGAAAAGGCUGGAUUAUUCAGAUGUUUGUUUAUUUUUUGUACUAUUUAAAGUAAUCUUCUGUUAUAAAUUUGUUUCUGACUCCUAUUGGUGAAUGUCAGAAUUCUGCUAAAACUUUGCAUAGAUUCUGCAUUUCUGAAGUUGCUUUUCACUUCUGUUUUUUAGAGAGGCAAAGUAGAUAACAGAGGUUUUCCUGCUCCUUUCAAAAUGGCUGUUUGAAACUGUAAAAAAGGGGGGAACAUUUUGCUUUAAUGCUGGCAAAGUUAUCCCACAAUAUGUGUAUAUCCACAAAAACAUACGUCCAAAAGAAAAUUUCUAUGAGGGGUCCUUACAGAAAAUUUCUAGCACUUAUCUCUGUCUAGUCCCUCUCCUUUACCAAGUUCAUAUCAAUACAAAGUGAUAAACAGACAGACAGACACACACACACACACACACACACACACACACACACACACCCCGACCAUAUUAAAAAUAGAGGGACAUAAGUGAAUGUUAGAACUCUGAGCACAGGACCACUAAAAUAUCAAUUAUAUUUAAAUUAUAAUUGAUGAAUUUCAGACAUAAAAUUAAAAAUACUUGUCACAAAUAGCAGUUCCAAAAAACUCUUUUAUCAAGUGUCCUAGCUAGCUAUAACGCAUGCAAAAUAACAAAAAGGACAAGAGGCCUAAUGGCCUUACACAUCUAUUGUAAUACAAUAUACACUUUGUAGAGAUUGUUCUUCAUUUCUGAUAAGAACUUAAAGGCUUAUUUAGUUCACUGAAGGUUUUUAUAUUACAUAUCAAUUUUAAAAACUAUACACACUCAUAUUUCAUAUAAUUAAGCUAUUCAUUUGUUUAUAUUUCAUAUUUCUAAACCAACCAUCUCCCUCACAGAAGGGCUUUGGAUGGUGUACAUUAUAACUCAUAAAACGUAUAAAAUUAAAGUAAUUAAAAUUAAAUUAUGGUUAACAUUUUAAAACACUUUUAAAUUCAUACCAUUUCUCAAUAGAAACUUUUUAAAUAAAGAGACAUAACUUAUCUUUGUAUGAAAUUGAAGCAAUAUUCUAAAGUCAGUUUUUCUGCACAGCUAUAGUAGCAUAAUAUGUAAAGGUACUAUACUGUGAAUUGUGUAACUUGUUAAUCUUGCUUUUGCUAUAAAUACAGAGCCCUUACAUGUAAUAUAGCAGUAAUGAUACUGACAUUUUUAUGUUUUUUCAAAGAACAGUCUCUGAUGUACUGUAUUAAUACACAAACAAAUAAAUAUUGCUGCUAUUAUUUUCAUUGUCCCAUCAGAUUAUCAGUAGGCCAUGGUUUUGCCUUCAAUAUUCCCAGCUACAUACCACUGACUUUUAUGGAUAUAUAUUCCAGUUUUUUAAACACAUAUCCCAGAAUUUUUAAUCUUCUUCGCCACUCGUAUAAGAUUGAAUUUUUUUUUGCGGUUCUAGCAGAUCACACUUCAAAAGUACUAUAUGACAAUAUGAUGUGUUAAUUGCAUCUAAGCAAUUGAAUAUAUUUUGCAUAGUUACUGGACUUUAUUCCCUAUCUUUAAAAAUGUGAUUAGUUUUCAUAGAUUUCCUCAUAAGCCUGAUGAAAACAUGUUUAAAUCUAUUAGUGAUCAUACUAUGCCUCUAUAUAAGAUUAAAAUAUAAUUUAGAUCUACUGAACAUAAAAUCUUUCAUGUUUAAAACAAUAAAGUUUUAAAAUAUGAACAUGCUAGGCGAACUAUGUUCAGCUUAUGUUCACAACAAACUAUUCUGUUCUUUAAAUUAAAGAACAAAAGGAAAGGAUAACUGAUGGGUAUUUCUACAUUAGUCUAACACUGCAGAGGGAAACAGACAGCAAAAUAUUAAACAUAAUUAUAUUUCAAAAGAAGUAAUCAUGGGGAAGCAAAACAAUGUGAUUUACAGGGUACUAAAUAUUUCAAAAAUAUUUAGUUUAGCCUCACCAAAAUCUCUAAUUUUGAGUUAAGACACCUGGAGCACAAGCAAAAUCUAUACACUGCACUGUGUCUAUCACACACAAUUAUCUAUUUAUUUACAUGGAAUUUCUUGCCCUUCUCAUGCAUAUGUAUCAUUCAUAUAAAUAACAACUGAUGACAACAUGGAAACAAUGCUUGGUUUGCAAGUUUAUUCCAAAGUCUAUAGCAACAAGAAACCAUGACUGGAUAUUUCUUAUAUUAUUGAAAUUAUAUGAGCUCCUUUUAAAAAUAUGAAUGAGCUUAUCCCAUAGAAAAUUAUGAUUAAUAUCUAUAGGUCCCAUAGGAAUGAAUUUGUUUUGAAAACCAGACUAAACAUUAAAUACAUAUAUAUAAAUAAAAUAUAAGAGAAGCCUCAUUCCUGUUUCUCUUUGGCAAAUUUGGAAUUUAGCAUUGGCAUUUUUUUCCUCAGGACUUCUUAAUAGUUUAUAUAAUUGCAUAAUAUUUUCCGUAUUAUUCUCUGUCCCCUUUUUAAUACAGCUUUACAUCAGCAGUGGCCUGAGUAUGUUCAGCAGAAGAGGCUACAUCCCAGGUACCACAAUUCUAGACAAUAAGAAUAUCAUGGUUGGAAGCAGUGAAAAUGUAGACAGAAACUCACAGAAGUUUGUGAGGGAAAUUUUAUGCAACAGGUGUGAUAUGACAGCCUUAAGAUUGCCACCAAAAGAACAGAAUUUAUAAUAUUACAAAUAGCUAUUAUAGAAUACUUUGUUUCAUAAACACAUUAUUUAAUUCAGAUGAUGCACACUUACAAUACUCCUUUUCUACUUUAGAACUAAACUUUUAGACACACAAGUAAAUCUAAAUUGGCUAACAUUUCUAAAUUAAAGUCUGAAACAGUCAUUUGACAUUUAUGGUUUUGUUUUAUUUUUUAAGGUAACAAUUAUUCCAUCGUGGCUAACCUGGCUCUCCAAAAUUAAUUUUCUCAGAAGUGCAUGUUUUAAAUACUUCCUUGGCCAGCUGCAUGUGGCAUCUAGUCCACUGCCAAUAUGUCAGAAUCUCUGAUAGUCAUACAAAUAGAUAAACAAGUGUCCCACAGUUUUUUACUUUUUAUUUUCAGAAGAUGAGGACAGAAGCGAUAGAAGGCAACAACACCAAACCUAGUGUUCCUCUGCUGAAUCAACGAUACUUAAGGAUGGUCACUAAAGAUGGGCAUAGCACACUCCAGAUGGAUGGUGCCCAAGGAAAAGGAAUUGCAUACAUAAAAGAUGCUUGGGGAAUACUAAUGGAUAUGCGCUGGAGAUGGAUGAUGUUGGUAUUUUCUGCUUCUUUUGUCCUCCACUGGCUUGUUUUUGCAAUUCUCUGGUGCUUUUGUAGCAAAAAUUGCCCGACCAAAGAAUCGAGCUCUAUCCAUCCGGUUCACUUAUCUUGCAGUGGUGACACACAAAGAAGGAAAGCCACACUUAAUGUUCCAAGUGGCUAAUACUCGCCCAAGUCCACUCACCAGUGUUCGGAUCUCUGCAGUUCUUUAUGAAGAACGUGAAACUGGUCAACUGCAUCAAACUACUGUGGAUUUUCAUUUGGAUAGCAUAACUUCUGAAGAGUGUCCAUUUUUUAU